Messenger RNA from Nematocida parisii ERTm1, 447 nucleotides. Its product is annotated as 30S ribosomal protein S9. NCBI's taxonomy places the organism in Eukaryota, Fungi, Microsporidia. Gene Ontology annotation, cellular component: ribosome; cytosolic small ribosomal subunit. The record is from RefSeq and is a predicted model, not a curated record. The transcript has a single exon. Gene Ontology annotation, biological process: maturation of SSU-rRNA from tricistronic rRNA transcript (SSU-rRNA, 5.8S rRNA, LSU-rRNA); translation. The coding region runs from base 1 to 432 and encodes 143 amino acids. Gene Ontology annotation, molecular function: structural constituent of ribosome; RNA binding.
AUGAGUAUUCAGAGCAUAACAGCAAAAGGAGGUAAAAAGACCGCUGUGGCAGUUAGCACAUGUAAGAACACUGGGAAAUUUGAGGUUACAGUUAACAAAAGGCCACUACACUUAUUCAACCCAAAGAUGAUUCUAUCCAAGGUCAUGGAGUUAUUUACUAUUCUUGAUAAGAAGUACUACGAAGGACUAUCAUUCACUGUAGAAGUACGAGGAGGAGGUGAUGUAGCUAAAUUAUACGCAGUAAGACAAGCACUAGCCAAGUCUUUAAUCGCAUACUACGGUAAGUAUGUAGAUGAGCAACUUAGAGCAGACAUAAAAGAAAUGAUAGUUAAGUACGAUAGAUACAUGGUAGUAACUGACUCAAGAAGAAAGGAGCCAAAGAAAGCAGGAGGACCAGGUGCCCGUGCAAGAUACCAGAAGUCUUUCCGAUGAGGGGAAUAAAUGCCU